AUGGCUACUGUUAACAUCAACGGCAACGAAUACAAGCCCGGCUCAGGGCACGCUCGUCCACACGGAAUUUCGCUUUCUGAACCGAGACAUAUUCUCCUUCAGACAAAGCACGCGACCCCGCUGAAGAAAACGGAGAAAGGCAAGCUGAAAGAUGAGGGGGUUCAUAUCCAGGAAUAUUUCUCACCCGGUACUUAUGUUUGUGCCUAUCGGGGUAAUGGGCUUGAAAGUGUUGCAGGCCUGCCAUUCAUCCAGAGUGCAGAAAGCUAUCCGGAUGAGGUUGUUGUUCAUCAAGCUCUCAAAGAUUCCACGCCAGGACCGCCAACUGCGCGUACGGUCGAUAUCACUUUACAUAAUGACGCUACAUCGAGUGCUGAGCUUAAGCAGGAGAUUGCGGACCUGGCCAAAACCAAGGUAGAAGACGUCAAGGGAGACGGGGGCAAGAUCACAGUAACUCUUCAACCCCAUGCUCUCGAAGCUUUAACAGCCUUUGCGGGAAUGGACGCUAUCAGGUAUAUUCACGAAGCUCACGAACCCAGACCCGCCAAUGAAAUCACACGAGAUAUCAUCCAUGGAAAUGCCAGAAUUAAGAGUGAGAUAUACAAGGGAACCGGGCAGGUAAUCGCCGUGGCUGAUACCGGCUUCGACAUUGGCGAUCAAACAGACACUCUGUCUGCCUUUGCCGGACGAGUGAAGCGUCUCUACCCCCUGGGCAGACCAGACAACGCAGAUGACCCCACAGGGCACGGCACUCACGUUUGUGGAAUAAUAGUAGGUAACAUAAAGUCCCAACACUACCAACAUAUCGAGGCACCAGCAUCCGAAGCACAGCUUGUGAUACAAUCAUGCUACAAAACCAAAAACAGGACAUUGGGGGGCCUUCCUCCCGACCUUGCUGAUCUAUUCCGAGUCCCGUACGUGGAGGAUGGUGCUCGGAUUCACACAAACUCCUGGUCUACGGCGCCGAUGUAUGGGCAGCCUCCAUAUAACGGGGCAGCCAGGAGUGUGGAUGAGUUCGUUUGGAAGCAUCAGGAUAUGGUCAUCUGUUUUGCUGCUGGAAACGACGGUAGAGACGGGGCGAAGACAGGAAGAACCGACCCCGGGUCUAUCAGCUCUGAGCCAGCGGCGAAGAAUUGCAUCACUGUUGGUGCAUCCGAAAGUGCUCGACCUGAUAUUACGUGGGACUCCAGCAUUCUUUCUACCAAACCCAAGGAAUUUACAUACGGCGAAUAUUUUCCGAGCAAAUUUCCCAAACCGCCCAUAUCGACGGACCACAUGGCAAAUAAUGUCGAUGGAAUGGCGGCAUUCAGUAGUCGCGGCCCGACAAAGGAGAAGCGGUUUAAACCCGAUGUUGUCGCACCGGGAACAUGUAUCUUAUCCACAUGUUCCCGGAGACUUAAGAUUCCCUUCAAGCAUUACGGCAUCAGUAAAGACAAAGAGCUGAUGUUUGACUCCGGCACUAGUAUGGCUACCCCCCUCGUAGCAAGCUGCUGUGCUGUUAUCCGCGAGGCACUCAUCAAGAAUGGUUGUCCGGCCCCGACCGCUGCGCUGGUCAAGGCCCUUUUGAUCAACGGGGCCGUCGAGCUGAAAGGGCAAUAUGAGCCUAGCGAAGCAAAGCCAACGCCAAAUUCCGACUUUGGCUUUGGUCGUGUGAACCUGGAGAACUCCCUUAUUCCGGUGGGAAGAGGAACAACAGGGGGGUACAUUGAGGCGACACUGGACGACGAUGAAGAAAAGGACCCGUACAAGCUCGAGAUCACGGUGCCGCAAAGCAAUGAUGGACAUUCCAAGUCAACCACAUUACCAACCCUGAAAGUGACGCUUGUCUACUCGGAUCUUCAGGGGGCAGAGCUUCAAAACAACUUGAAUUUGGCAGUUAUCUCAGGAGACGUUGAACGUCACGGUAACCAGGGGACAAAGGAAUUUAGGACUGAAGGGCCAUGGGAGCAAGAUGACUUUGAUAAUCUCAAUAAUGUGGAACAAGUGACGUGGGAAGGAAUCUCGCCAGGGAAAGUUAUAAUCAAAAUUCGGACAGCGUGGGUGACGAGCGACGAUCAGCCAUUUGCAUGCGUCUGGCAGGUACUUUAG
This is a messenger RNA of Uncinocarpus reesii 1704, 2085 nucleotides long. RefSeq lists its product as uncharacterized. Gene Ontology annotation, biological process: proteolysis. The transcript is spliced from 2 exons. NCBI's taxonomy places the organism in Eukaryota, Fungi, Ascomycota, Eurotiomycetes, Onygenales, Onygenaceae. Bases 1 to 2085 code for a protein of 694 amino acids. Gene Ontology annotation, molecular function: serine-type endopeptidase activity. The record is from RefSeq and is a predicted model, not a curated record.